Messenger RNA from Platichthys flesus (European flounder), 4617 nucleotides. RefSeq names its product adhesion G protein-coupled receptor G7, tandem duplicate 1 (gene adgrg7.1). The transcript is spliced from 16 exons. Gene Ontology annotation, molecular function: G protein-coupled receptor activity. NCBI's taxonomy places the organism in Eukaryota, Metazoa, Chordata, Actinopteri, Pleuronectiformes, Pleuronectidae. Gene Ontology annotation, biological process: cell surface receptor signaling pathway; G protein-coupled receptor signaling pathway. The record is from RefSeq and is a predicted model, not a curated record. Gene Ontology annotation, cellular component: membrane. Bases 15 to 3632 code for a protein of 1205 amino acids.
AGCUGAUCAACAACAUGGACGUCUGGUUCUUGCUCUGCUUCAUUCUGGCUUCUACGACUGAAGCGCAGUUCAUAUCAACACCAGAAACUCUGACUACUGCAAAUACUACUACUACUGUUCCCUCUACUGCUAAUACUGAAAAUAUUACUACUACUCCCUCUACUGCUAAUAUUACUACUACUCCCUCUACUGCUAAUUCUACUACUUCUCCCUCAACUGCUAAUACUACUACUGAUCCCUCUACUGCUAAUACAGAAAAUAUUACUACUAAUCCCUCGACUGCUAAUACUGAAAAUAUUACUACUAAUCCCUCUGCUGCUCCCACAACUACUAAUAUGAGUCCUAUUUCCAGUACUGCAUCCUCUGCUACUCCUUCAACUACUACUUUGAGUACUAGCUCCAGUACUGCAUCCUCUGCUACUCCCACAACUAAUAUUAUAAGUAUUAGCUCCAGUACUGCAUCCUCUGCUACUCCUUCAACUACUAAUAUGAGUACUAGCUCCAGUACUGCAUCCUCUGCUACUCCUUCAACAACUACUUUGAGUACUAGCUCCAGUACUGCAUCCUCUGCUACUCCUUCAACUACUACUAUGAGUACUAGCUCCAGUACUGUGUCCUCUGCUGCUCCCACAACUACUACUAUGAGUACUAGCUCCAGUACUGAAUCCUCGGCUACUCAUUCAACUACUACUUUGAGUACUAGCUCCAGUACUGCCACCUCUGCUACUCCUUCAACUACUACUAUGAGUACUAUUUACAGUACUGCAUCCUCUGCUACUCCUUCAACUACUACUAUGAGUACUAGCUCCAGUACUGUCUCCUCUGCUGCUCCCACAACUACUACUAUGAGUACUAUUUACAGUACUGAAUCCUCUGCUACUCCUUCAACUACUACUAUGAGUACUAGCUCCAGUACUGUGUCCUCUGCUGCUCCCACAACUACUACUAUGAGUACUAGCUCCAGUACUGAAUCCUCGGCUACUCAUUCAACUACUACUUUGAGUACUAGCUCCAGUACUGCAUCCUCUGCUAUUCCUUCAACUACUACUAUGAGUACUAUUUACAGUACUGCAUCCUCUGCUACUCCUUCAACUACUACUAUGAGUACUAGCUCCAGUGCUGUCUCCUCUGCUGCUCCCACAACUACUACUAUGAGUACUAUUUACAGUACUGCAUCCUCUGCUACGCCUUCAACUACUACUAUGAGUACUAGCUCCAGUACUGUCUCCUCUGCUGCUCCCACAACUACUACUAUGAGUACUAUUUACAGUACUGCAUCCUCUGCUACUCCUUCAACUACUACUAUGAGUACUAGCUCCAGUGCUGUCUCCUCUGCUGCUCCCACAACUACUACUAUGAGUACUAUUUACAGUACUGCAUCCUCUGCUGCUCCCACAACUUCUACUAUGAGUACUAGCUCCAGUACUGUGUCCUCUGCUGCUCCCCCACGUCCUCCUCCUGUGGAGUGUCUUAACGGAGGGCUGCUAUUGGACGGAGUUUGUCUCUGUGCUGAUGACUGGAGCGGAGACACGUGCUCUGAAGAAAAUUUCUGCAAAGCCGAGAACCUAAAUGGACUCAAUUUUCCUCGCACACCUGUCGGCUGGUUCUCGUACUCUGAGGAACUCUGUCUGCAAGGAUCCGGUGCUGGUAAACCUAGAGCUGCCACCAGAUGUUCCAACAACGGAUCACUGGUUUUCGAACCUCCUCAGUUUCUCCAGUGCAGCCUGACGCUCAGCGACAUUCUGCAAAAUAUCACCACUGUGCAAGAUUAUGACAUGUUGGCGACCAGCGCUCAAAUUCUGACGUCCAAUCCUGAAGAGCUGACGGCUGAAAACGUGACGACAGCCGCUGAGAUCACCAACAUGCUGCUGCUGUCUCCAAACAUCACAGAGAGUGCCAGGACAGCAGCAGUAGCCACAGUCAGUCAGCUGCUCAACGCCAGGGUCCUGGACGACACCGAGGAUAACACCGCCACUCUGAACCUGACGCAAACUCUGGAUGAGCUGUCUCUGAAACUCAGAUCUGACCCGAAGACGUUCGAGUCUCAGGUGGUUCAACCGAACCUGGUGGUGCAGUCGGCUCAAGUCAGUGCUGCCGACACUCAGGGAGUCCAGUUCACGUCGCUCAAAGGAACAUCUGGCAGUUUUGUACCUGACCGGAUUCAGCUGAACACCAACACGUCGACUGUUGUGGUGGAAAACGGGUUCGUAGCCGACGCCCUGAUCCACGUACAGUUCGCACCAGAAGCUGCAGACAGAAAUCCGGAGCAGUCCCGCGUCUCCCUGGGUUUCGUCCUCUACCAGAACAACGGGUUCUUCAGAUCGUCGCUCUACAAGGCGCGUCACUCUACCGUCAGGGUCCUGUCGGCCAGCGUCAGGGGGCAGAAUCACAGAGUGGUGCCGCAGCGUGUGGAGAUGAUGUUCAGACCAACGUUGAGGAGCGGGACGGCUCUGUACGAUUUCGCCUGCGUCUCGUGGAACUACACCCUGAACGACUGGAGCACCGCCGGCUGCUCCAAAGGAAACGCUUCAGAUGGAGCCAUGAGAUGCAUCUGUAACCACACCACCAACUUUGCCGCCCUCCAAUUGAUCAUAGAUGUUUUCGAGUACGCUGAGAAACUGGGUUUGACUCCAAUCCUUGGACUUUCACUUUCAAUCCUGGGUUUGGUUGUGACGAUCAUUUCUCUCAUUAAAGACAAAGAGUCUCUUCAGAGCAACAAGGAGGUGAAGAUCGCCCUGCUGAGCCUCUGUGGCAGCCUGCUCGGCUUCAUCAUCACCUUCCUCACCGGAUCCGUUCAGUCCGACAAAGCGGACGACGAGCUACCGGCCCUAAGAGAGCCCAACAACAUUCCACCCACCGACGAACACGUGGAACCUGAACGCAUCUCGUGUACCACGGUGGCGUUUCUGCUUCACUUCACCCUGCUGGCGACGUUCAUGUGGAUCAGCUUGUACGGUCACCUGAUGAUGAAGCUGACGUUUAAAAGCAAACUGCCUGAAUACUGGACCUACCUCAGCUUGGCUCUCGGAUGGGGACUCCCUGUCGUGGUCGGGGGGAUCACAAUGGCCAUCACCUAUACGACGGACAAUCCUCAGGGAUACAGACAAGAGGAAUUUUGUUGGCUCGCAGCUCUGGACAAGAACAAACACUUUGACUUUGGGAAACCGAUGUUCUGGGGAAUCAUCCUUCCAGGAACGUUGAUCAUCAUCUACAAUUUUGUCAUUUUGAUUCGCAUCUAUCUGGAGAGGGGCAGGAAACGUCCCGACCACACAAGCUCCAGUUGUCCCCUGGCAGCUCUGGUGGGUUUCUGUUGUGUCUUUGGAUACGUCGUCCUCAACACCACAGGACGCAAGAACAUGGUCUUCAGUGUUUUACUCUGCAUCAGUGGGAUCAUAAUGGGUUUUCUGUUUUUCAUCCUCUUCACGGUCAAGACGCCGUCCUUCACAUCCUCCGAGUCCUCGGUCCAGACGCCGACCUUCAGAUCCUCUGCCUCCCCGGUCAAGAGUCCGCAGGUCAACUUCCCACUCUCAGUUAAAAUGAGUUACAAUUUGAGGAGGCCCGUGGAGAAGACCAUCAGCACAGAGAGCUACAGAUCCCUGAGUGAGGACCCCUACGUCACCACAAGCCUGUAAGAGCUUUUCAAACAGUGGUGAAAGACGUGAGAACUGAGGUCCUCAUCUGCUCAAAGACACUGGACAUGUGAACACUGGCAUCAAACAAGGACGAAGAUCCAGAGAGAACCUCCAUCAAUCCAAGGCAGCUUAUUUUUUAAACAACUGAAGAAAUUAUUAAUAAUCAGUAAAAACCUUUAACGAAGCAUGAAAUGAACUAUUGCACAGCUGCUCAACACUGAAUUAACAGAAAUCCAGCCGGACACCAGGUGGCAGCAUUCAGACUAUUUUAAAUCUCAUGAUGAAUAACAAACUCAUUUUAUUUUUCAUUUUCUGAAAGUAAAAUAUAAACUGCAGCUUAAUUCUUUAUUGUGUUAUAGGACCUACAGUUAAAUCUAACUUCCAAACAACAAUGAUCUUGAUAAUAUUGAUUAAUAUGGUCUGAAUUCAAACACAAAGUCUGAAGUUAGAUUUUAUUAUGAAGGAACAUUUGUGUUGCUAUGUUUUUACAUCACAAUGUUUGUUUGUAUCUAAAGUAUAAACCCUCUGAGAAAACUUGUGAUUUGUGAAUAUGGGCUUUACGCAUAUUGAUGUGAUAUAUUUUAUACUGAUGAGGACCAGAUCUAAAAUGAUUUUAGUUCAUUACUAAGACUGACAGAUGGUCACUAUUUCCAAAAUUGUAAUCCGCUAAAACAAACCUUGUUAGAAACAUUUUUUUUAUGGUUUUUAAUGGUCUGAACUUCUCGAUUCGUCACUGUAGGUCUAACACCAUCUUUAGAUGUCGUAAUAGAUAAUGAAUGGGGAAGAAAAGGUGUUAAAUUCUCCAAACUCAACUUUUAAUUGACUAUAAAUUGAAUUUACCAGUGAAAAUUGGUCUAAAGGUCUCCAGUGAUAGGGUUUUAAAUAAAUUAAUUAAGUGAAUUGAAUUAGUGUUAAUUAUUCUAACAUUCAAUCUGAUUGAGGUUGGUUUGCAGCAGCUGAUUGUUGAGGAGUAAAUAAAAUUAUA